Medicago truncatula (barrel medic) is the source of this 1302-nucleotide messenger RNA. RefSeq lists its product as uncharacterized. The record is from RefSeq and is a predicted model, not a curated record. Bases 1 to 1302 code for a protein of 433 amino acids. The transcript has a single exon. NCBI's taxonomy places the organism in Eukaryota, Viridiplantae, Streptophyta, Magnoliopsida, Fabales, Fabaceae.
AUGAGAAUGCUUUUGCCUUUCCAAUAUGGUAUCAGAGCUAUGCGUUUGUUACUUGCUAUUGCAGCUGCACACGGUUGGUUCCUUAAACAACUCGAUGUGGAUAAUGCUUUUCUACAUGGUGAUUUAAAUGAAGAAAUAUAUAUGAAACUUCCACCAGGGCUUCAACCAGAAUUUUCCAAUCAAGUUUGUCGAUUGCAAAAGUCCUUAUAUGGUCUACGUCAAGCAAGUAGACAAUGGUUCUCAAAAUUGUCAAAUGCUCUAGUUUCUAUUGGUUUCAAACAUUCAGAAUAUGAUCAUUCCUUAUUUACCAAAUCUCAAAAUGGUUCUUUCACAGCCCUACUGGUUUAUGUCGACGAUGUUAUACUUACGGGAAAUUCCCUCAGUAGUAUUGAAUAUGUCAAGAAAUUUCUGCAUGAUACAUUCAAAGUUAAAGAUCUUGGUGAUUUAAAAUAUUUUAUGGACCUAGAAGUGUCACGUUCCCGCAAAGGAAUUCAUCUUUGUCAACGGAAAUAUGCAUUAGAUAUCCUUUCCGAUACUGGUUUGCUUGCUGCUAAGCAAUGUUCAACUCCUAUGGUUCAUGAUUCCAAGCUUUUAUAUGACAGUUCUGCUCCACCUCAUGAUCCUACUGCUUAUCGUCGCAUCAUUGGAAAAUUAUUGUAUCUCACAAAUACAAGACCUGACAUAAGUUUUGUUGUUCAACAACUUAGUCAGUUUAUGCAACAUCCUACCAUUCAUCAUUAUGAAGCUGCCAUGAGAAUCUUGAGAUACAUUAAAAGUGCACCUGCACAAGGAUUGUUUUUUCCAACAGAAUCCUCUCUUCAGCUCAAAGCUUUUAGUGAUUCUGAUUGGGCUUCGUGCUUGACCACACGACGCUCCAUUAUUGGAUUUUGCAUAUUUCUUGGUUCAUCCUUGGUCUCGUGGCGUUCUAAGAAGCAAACCACAGUUUCACGGUCCUCUUCGGAAGCUGAAUAUCGUGCACUUGCAUCAACCACUUGUGAACUUCAGUGGCUCACUUAUCUUCUUCAAGAUCUUCAAAUCUCUUUCAUUCAACCAUCUCUUCUUUAUUGUGAUAGUCAGUCUGCAAGACAUAUUGCUUUAAAUCCCACUUUUCAUGAAAGAACAAAGCAUAUUGAUAUCGAUUGUCAUGUUGUACGGCAACAACUUCAGGCUGGCUUAUUCCAUCUUCUUCCUAUUAGUUCUGCAAAUCAGUUAGCUGAUUUUUUCACCAAAGCUCUUGAAUCUGCAACUUUUUGCAAGCUUCACUCCAAGCUCGGAGUGAUGAACAUUCACUCUCCAGCUUGA